CAUCAACACCACUGUCAUCGUCCGCCAUGGCUACAUUGGGGGCUGUUCACCCGUACGGGCACCUGCUCCGGUCUGUCUCUGCAGCCCGGACGGGCCUGACCUACGUCCCUCGCCGCACGCUGGCCUACACGCUCCCUCAUCGCGCCGCCUCAGACGGACCCAAUAAUGACAACAAGCAGCCCGAUGCAGCAAGCAGCCCCUCCGCGUUAUCGUCCAUCAAGAACUUCUUCUUCGGCGGCAACAAGCCCGGCCCCAAACCCACCGCGCGCCGCAGCUCCGCCCCCUCCAAACGCGAGGGUUCCCUGAGCGCCGACUCGAUCUUCGCCGAGGAUGAAGCCACCCCCAAGCUCAUCGCCGGGGGGCGCACGCCGUCGGGGCGGCGUCCCCGGCUGGACGGCGAGGAAGUCGAGGAGGAGGCCAUCAGCCUGGAGCAGCGGAACCGGGAGAGCAUGCAGCGGGUGCUGGACCCGAUGCCGCGGGCCCGGCUGCGCUGGGAGCGCAAGAUGGUGGUGAAGGACGUCCGACGCCGCGGCCGUCUGUCCGCGAAGCAGGUCAUCAUGCGGACGGAGCGCGAGUCGACCUCCAAGUCGCACUGGUUCAAGACGUCCGUCAAGAAGCUGGGCCCCCUGGCGCGCCAGAUCGCCGGCAAGAACAUCGACGACGCCAUCCUCCAGAUGCGUCUCAGCAAGAAGCUCGCCGCCAAGGACGUCCUCAAGCACCUCGAGCACGCCAAGAACACGGCCAUCGUUCGCUCCGGUAUGGGUCUCGGCACCCCCGACGGCCAGCCCGCCCCCAAGCCCGUCUCCAUCACCCUCCCCGACGGCCAGAGAAAGACCAUCACCGACCCCACCUCCAUCUACAUCUCGCAGGCCUGGGUCAACCGCGGUCCGUACGGCAUCGACUACGACCACCGCGCCCGCGGCCAGAUCAACCUGCUCCGUCCGCCCUACACCGGCAUCACCGUCAUCCUGAAGGAGGAGAAGACCCGCAUCCGCGAGUGGCAGGACCGCGAGGCCAAGGAUCUGCGCAAGCGCAAGGCCCAGCUCUGGGUCCAGCUCCCCGACCGCAAGAUCACCGUCCAGCACCAGUACAACACCUGGUAAUCUUUGUUUACGUACUACUUUGGCGUUUUGUAUCAUGUGUAGAUCCUUAAGAAGCUUCUUUUUUUUUUUUUUUUUUUUUCUUUU
Molecule: messenger RNA, 1187 nt
Organism: Aspergillus heteromorphus CBS 117.55
Lineage: Eukaryota; Fungi; Ascomycota; Eurotiomycetes; Eurotiales; Aspergillaceae
Product: mitochondrial 54S ribosomal protein uL22m
Exons: 2
Coding region: 27-1103 (358 amino acids)
Biological process (GO): ribosome assembly; translation
Cellular component (GO): ribosome; mitochondrial large ribosomal subunit
Molecular function (GO): structural constituent of ribosome
Source: RefSeq, a predicted model, not a curated record